Capsicum annuum is the source of this 1565-nucleotide messenger RNA. RefSeq names its product putative cyclin-A3-1. Gene Ontology annotation, molecular function: cyclin-dependent protein serine/threonine kinase regulator activity. The transcript is spliced from 6 exons. Bases 189 to 1262 code for a protein of 357 amino acids. The record is from RefSeq and is a predicted model, not a curated record. Lineage: Eukaryota; Viridiplantae; Streptophyta; Magnoliopsida; Solanales; Solanaceae. Gene Ontology annotation, cellular component: cytoplasm; cyclin-dependent protein kinase holoenzyme complex; nucleus. Gene Ontology annotation, biological process: mitotic cell cycle phase transition; regulation of cyclin-dependent protein serine/threonine kinase activity.
UCUCAAAAACCAUAUUGCCACCCCACAUAGGCGCCCAAACUCAAAUUUCCCUCAAAAACACUUUGCUAAAUAUGGCGCCACACACACACACACACAUAUAUACAUACAUACACCCUUUUAUUCUUUCCCUUCCUCAACUCACCCCUCUCCUACCCCACCCACAUAUACACACAUAGAAAAAGGAAGCAAUGGCAGACCAAGAAAAUAGUGUAAGGGUAACAAGGCUGGCCAAGAAAAGAGCAGCAGAAGCAAUGGUACAACACUUACAACAACCCAACAAGAAGAGAGUUGUACUGGCUGAAAUUCAAGAUUUGUCAAAUGUUGGUAUUAAUCAGCUUGAUGAGAAGGUAUUUGAUUCUGAGCCAUUGAAACCCAAAUGUAAACAGACUACUAAGAGGAAGGUGAAAAGAUCUAAAUUGGAUGAUGAUGACCCACAGAUGUGCCCUGCUUAUGCUCAUGAUAUCUAUGACUAUCUGAGUAAAAUGGAGAUUGAGAAAAAGAGGAGGCCAUUGCCUGAUUACCUUGAGAAAACUCAGAAGGAUGUGAAUGCAAAUAUGAGAGGGGUUUUGGUUGACUGGCUGGUGGAAGUUGCAGAGGAAUACAAGCUUCUUUCGGACACAUUGUAUCUUACUGUUUCCUACAUCGACAGAUUCUUAUCAGUGAAUCUCAUUCAUAGACAAAGAUUUCAGCUUUUGGGUGUUUCUUCUAUGCUCAUCGCUGCGAAGUACGAGGAAAUUAAGCCUCCAAAUGUUGAGGACUUUUGUUACAUUACAGACAAUACAUUUACAAAGAAAGAUGUGGUGAAAAUGGAGGCUGAUGUGCUACACUCCCUCAAAUUUGAAAUGGGUAAUCCCACAACCAAAACAUUUCUCAGAAGAUUUACUAGGGUUGCCCAAGAAGAUUACAAAAAUGCUGAUACACAGUUGAAGUUUCUAGGCUACUACCUAGCGGAGUUAAGUUUAUUAGAUUACAACUGUGUGAAAUUCUUGCCUUCUGUGGUAGCUGCUGCUGUGAUAUUCCUGUCAAGGUUCACAUUACACCCAAAGUCACAUCCUUGGAGUCUGGCCCUUCAACGUUCCUCUGGAUAUAAAGCAGCAGAUCUAAAGGAUUGUGUUCUUAUCAUACAUGAAUUGCAAUUAAGUAGAAGAGGAAGUACUUUGGUAGCUGUGAGGGACAAAUACAAGCUACAUAAGUUCAAAUGUGUGUCAACAUUGUCUUCUCCUAUGGAAAUACCGGAUUCUUUCUUUGAAGAUACAAGCUAAUGAUUUCUUGGGUAUAUGCUUGGAGACUGGAAUUGAGACACUACGAUGAUAUGAUAUCUGGAAAAGGUGAACUGCCUUUCGGCUUCCUUAAAGCGCGAAGCUGGUCACUAAGACUUAUUGAAAUUCAUAGCAUGUAGCUAGUAAGAUCAUCUCGAAAUUUUGUAGUAUAGUUUAAGAGCGAUGAAUAGCAUAAACAUUGAUUUGUCUACAUGAUUGUAUUAAGUUAUAUUAAGAAUUUAAUACAAAUACAUUAUUCUUGUAACAAGCUGAAAACAACUAUAGAAUACUAAAACUGAUAAAAAG